This is a messenger RNA of Symbiodinium sp. CCMP2592, 552 nucleotides long. The record is from the annotation of a GenBank genome assembly. NCBI's taxonomy places the organism in Eukaryota, Dinophyceae, Suessiales, Symbiodiniaceae.
AUGCUUGGAGCUGCUUGGGGACUCGUCGUGGCAUCCAGCAAGCAGAGCGAAGACGAAAUGCAGCUCCUGGCAUCCCUGUGCCACGGCAACAUUGUGUGUUUGCACGAUUCGCUGGAGCACGAUGAGAUGCUGUACAUUGUCAUGGAGCUCUGCCGCGGGGGGACCCUGUUCAGCUGGAUAGAAGACCGACACGACGAGCACUUGAACAUGCAGGUGUACACGGCUCCACCUAAGCGUGUUCUUGCAAGCUGCUUGUGGCAGAUUCUCGAUGCCCUGAAAUACCUCCAUGGGAAGGGGUUCGUACAUCGUGAUGUCAAGCUGGAGAACCUUCUCUUGCUGAACGCUGGCCCAUGUCCACAGCUGAAGCUUGCAGACUUCGGUAUGGCAACGGAGUUUCAGAAAGGAGAGCUGAUGACCCAGCGAUGCGGCUCCCCGGGCUACAUGGCGCCUGAAGUCGUUCGAGGUGGCUACACCGAGCUCUGCGACCUCUGGAGUAUGGGGGUGGUGUUCUACCAGAUGGCCACAGGCAAGCGGUUGUGGCCUCUCACCUAG